AUGGAUAUAAUUUUAAAAUCUGUUAAUGUUAAUGAGCAUAAUCUGCUGGACCUUGGCACAUUUAUGCAGUACAUAAAAGAUAAUGAGAUAAACAUGAAAUUGACUUUUAAGAGUUUGGACACAAAUAAUGAUGGAGUGAUUAAUCCUUCAGAAAUUAUCAAUAGUCUCAACUUAAUAGGUAUACAUAUUUCUGAAAAAAAGGCAUUGAAGAUUCUUGAAAGCAUAGAUGCUGAUGGGUCACUGACAGUGGAUUGGGAUGAAUGGAGGAAGUAUUUUUUAUUUAAACCUGCAAGACUUAUGGAGGAAAUCGCCCAUUACUGGAGCCAUUUUACCGGAAUUGACAUGGGAGAUAGAUGGACUUUUCAUAAUUUAAUUGAUGAAAAGAGAAAAUCUGGCCGUCUAUGGAAAUAUCUGUUGGCUGGAGGCAUAGCGGGUAGUUGUGCUCGAACAUGUAGUGUAUUAGAGCGUCUGAAAACCCUCAUGCAGCGAGUUGAGUUUACAGACAAAGAAUGUGAAGAUAAUGAGCCAUUUAAUAGAGAUGAUGAAAGAGGGUGGAGAGGAAAUGGUACGAAUGUUCUCAAGCUUGCUCCUGAAAUAGCUGUUAAGAUCUGGUCUUACCAUCAGUAUAAGGAGUAUCUUUCUUCUGAAGGAGCCAAAUUAGGAACACUUGAGAAAUUUGCUUCUGCUUCUUUGGCUGGUGCCACUUCUCAGUCUUUUAUUUACCGCUUAGAGGUUUUAAAAACUAAUUUGGCUGUAAGUAAAACUGGACAGUACUCUGAGCUAUUGGACUGUGCCAGGAAGAUCUGGAAGCUUGAAAAGAUUACAGGCUUUUACAAAGGCUACAUUCCUAGUCUUCUGACUGUUAUACUGUAUGCCGGUAUAGAUAUCACUCUCUAUGAG
Odocoileus virginianus texanus is the source of this 900-nucleotide messenger RNA. Lineage: Eukaryota; Metazoa; Chordata; Mammalia; Artiodactyla; Cervidae. The record is from RefSeq and is a predicted model, not a curated record.